Molecule: messenger RNA, 720 nt
Organism: Letharia lupina
Lineage: Eukaryota; Fungi; Ascomycota; Lecanoromycetes; Lecanorales; Parmeliaceae
Exons: 3
Coding region: 1-720 (239 amino acids)
Biological process (GO): Golgi organization; endoplasmic reticulum to Golgi vesicle-mediated transport; endoplasmic reticulum organization
Cellular component (GO): COPII-coated ER to Golgi transport vesicle; endoplasmic reticulum membrane; Golgi membrane
Molecular function (GO): D-mannose binding
Source: RefSeq, a predicted model, not a curated record
AUGCCUAUGACCGCGACAAAUUGGAUGAUCGAGAUAGAAUUCAAAAUACAUGGCCUUGGGCAUCUUCAUGGUGACGGAAUGGCAAUAUGGUUGACAGAAGAGCGGGCAAAGCCAGGAAAGGUCUUCGGGCAUACAGACAAUUUUAAUGGUUUAGGGAUCUUCAUCGAUACGUACAAGAACUCCAGGCCGGGUGUGGUGUUUCCCUACGUGAUGGCCAUGCUUGGGAACAGCUCAGUAUCGUACGACCAAGAUCAUGAUGGAAAAGACAACGAGAUGGCAGGAUGCUCGGCCCGUGGUAUCCGAGGUACCGACACGGUGCCUAAGAAGAUACGAAUGACCUACUACCAGGACACGUCACUCAAAGUCGAGCUUCAAUACAAAGCCGAAAAUGAAUGGACUGAAUGCUUCGAGACUGAAGCCUUCAAGCUCCCUCAGACCGCCUACCUUGGAUUCAGCGCUCAUACAGGCGAACUUACUGACAACCACGACAUCAUAUCCGUCAACUCUUAUAAUCUACACAUGCGUCAAAAUACGGGUUCAUCGAGGAGCAGCGAUAGAGGAUCGAAGGCUCAGGCUAAGCCGUACAAUCCCGGCGGGGACAAGGAGCGGGGAAGCUGGAGGUGGUUCCUCCUGAAAAUUGUACUUUUGGCGAUCGUGGUCGUGGGUGGGUACGUGGGGUAUACUAUGUACAGGGCAUCGAAUAGAGGCUCGAGGUUUUAA